Molecule: messenger RNA, 962 nt
Organism: Heterotrigona itama
Lineage: Eukaryota; Metazoa; Arthropoda; Insecta; Hymenoptera; Apidae
Source: the annotation of a GenBank genome assembly
AUGUAUCAUCAAACUCAACGUUUAUACGUAGACUUACGUGUUAAAACGUAACUGCAGUAAUCAAUUAACUUCUAUUUGUAUCUUAAAAAGUUGUAAUUUUUACUGUUCUAGAACCCUGGUGGUACUUUAUCGAACUGACGCCCGACAAAAAUCAAAUCCCUCACCGGAAAUAAACGUAUACAAGUAAGAACAAAUUUGUAAUUUAAGAUCGACAUAUUAUCAGAACACAUCAAAUAGAAUACAUAAUAAAUUUUCUCACGAAAAAUACGUUAACUAGGAACGAGUAACGAGUAACGACAACACAAAAAUUACAAUUUCACGUUUGGUACUUAUGGACGCUCGUUUGACCAAGGCAUACAUCAGAGUCAGCGCCGUGAGCCUGCGCAAAGAAGUUCUCAAAUCUGGCCGUCACCUGUAUUGAAAAGGUAAGUACUCCGCUGUCAUUAAUCUCAAUAUCUUAAUAUGAAUUUCGUUAGCACAUGUCGAAAUAAUACGACGUGUUGAUAACGCGACAUAUUGUCAACAAAUUUGUGGAUUGUCACGCGAAAUUACUCAGGUGUUUAGGAUAAAUAUGUUCGGAGAUGUCAGCGUCUUCGGCUCCGGGUUCCGAAUCUGCCAGGCUGCUGUAUCAUCAUCGAUACAUUUGACACUUAUUUUCCAUUCUCGUUUUCUCAUCGAUCAUUCUCUUAAUCCGUUUCUGAUACAUGUUGUUACAAUUGCCGAAAUUUCAGUGGUUUAUGUCAAUUGCAACGAGAAACUUUCACCAGAUCGUAGAUACCGUGUACCUUCACAGAUUUUUCAUUGUCGGCACUCGUCAUUCUAUUGACAGGACAUCGAACAACGUAUUGAAAAUAUCAUUUGCAUGCUAGCGUAGAAAUCUACUGAUUCCUGUAUGUUAUUCAUCUUUUAGAUUAACAACGAUUCCCGCGUUUUACCUGCGCGGUAUUCUACUUGGCAAGUAA